This is a messenger RNA of Exaiptasia diaphana, 1082 nucleotides long. RefSeq lists its product as uncharacterized. The coding region runs from base 419 to 1036 and encodes 205 amino acids. The transcript is spliced from 6 exons. The record is from RefSeq and is a predicted model, not a curated record. NCBI's taxonomy places the organism in Eukaryota, Metazoa, Cnidaria, Anthozoa, Actiniaria, Aiptasiidae.
AAUACGCGUCAUUGAUGUGAAACAAGCACUUUUCGCUGCUGUGAAAAUACAGGAAACUUYCGUAACUAAAACCUAUCCUAGGCCUGGGCUGAUAGUAGUAUGGCUGCACUUUGAAAUCCAUUAAAACUUUCUAUUUAAUUUGAGUGACGAGAAAAAUCAGGUAGCAGUGAGUUUCUACAAACUGUAUCACAAACAAGAAGGAUACCCCCGCCGCCAUUGCUCGACCCUUUCAAGUUUUGCGCAUGUCCACAAGGAAUGUAUCUGAUUGGUUACCGAAUGAAACGUGAGACUUCGAGUAACGUGUUCAAACUUCUUCAACUGUUUACAUAGACGCUUCCAUGCAGUUCUUAGUCUUGUCGGUUUUAUGUUGGUCUGUUAGAACGAUGUGAUUUGUUGAAAUCGUCUAAUAUACACUAUCAUGGAUGACGAAAGUGAUCUCAUUGCUUUUGAUGAUAUCGUGACUAGCACGCCGGUCAAAGUGAGCUUGAAUUUAGUUGACUCUGACCUCCACUCCGUUGGAUCCAGUUCGUGCCGUACACCUAACAAGAGGUCUAUCAGCCUACUUGAUUUCUCCUCUGACUCUGAUGUGUCUUGCCUAUCUCCGCCAGCAAAAAGUUGCCUCAAAACUAUCAAUCUUAUAGACGAGUCUACUGAUUCCAGGGUUACAGAGAGUUCAAAUGGCGGUGUUUCUGACAUCCAACCGCAGGAUCUGUCACACGAUGGUGAAUCUUUAAUAAUUUUCAAAGAUGAUGAUGGUGAUGAUGAUGUUACACGUUGUCCAACAAGAGAGGUCCCUCAUUGUUCAGAUGAUAGUCAAGGUGAAUCUUUAAUAAUUUUCAAAGAUGAUGAUGGUGAUGAUGAUGUUACACGUUGUCCAACAAGAGAGUUCCUUCAUUGUUCAGAUGAUAGUCAAGGUAGAUCUUUGGCUGAUAACCAUGAAAAUACACAGGAAACUCAUGUAGGACCUAAUAGUCAAGAGGUGCAUAGUUCCAAAGUACAAGCACCAACAAUAGCCACACCUAGAGGUACAGUAUAGGGCAUAUUAUUUCCUCAAUUGUUUGAAAUGUUUGACUUUUUACACA